Messenger RNA from Penicillium psychrosexuale, 555 nucleotides. RefSeq names its product ADP-ribosylation factor family protein. The record is from RefSeq and is a predicted model, not a curated record. Lineage: Eukaryota; Fungi; Ascomycota; Eurotiomycetes; Eurotiales; Aspergillaceae. Gene Ontology annotation, molecular function: GTP binding; GTPase activity. Gene Ontology annotation, cellular component: cytoplasm. Bases 1 to 555 code for a protein of 184 amino acids. Gene Ontology annotation, biological process: vesicle-mediated transport; intracellular protein transport. The transcript is spliced from 4 exons.
AUGGGUGGACAAGUCUCUAAGAUGAUGGGAAAGAUCUUCGGUACCAAGGAAAUGCGUAUCCUCAUGUUGGGUUUGGAUGCUGCUGGAAAAACUACAAUUCUAUACAAACUUAAACUCAGCAACCAGGACGUGACUACUAUUCCUACCGUCGGAUUCAACGUCGAGAGCGUGACCUAUAAGAACGUCAAGUUCAACGUUUGGGAUGUCGGUGGUCAGGACAAGAUCCGACCGCUCUGGAGACACUACUAUUCCGGUACACAAGGAUUGAUCUUCGUGGUUGACUCUAGCGAUACAGCACGCGUGGAGGAGGCUCGCUCGGAACUGCACAAGAUUAUCAACGACCGUGAAAUGAAGGAUGCUCUGCUUCUGGUAUUCGCCAACAAGCAAGAUGUUCCUGGCCACUUAAGCCCGGAGGAAGUUACUCAGCAGCUUCAAUUGACUAAGCUCAAGGACAAGUUGUGGUACGUUGCGCCCAGUGUUGCAACAGAUGGAACAGGUAUUUUCGAGGGUCUUGCCUGGCUCUCAAACAAUGUCAAGACCCAGCCCCAGAAAUAA